AUGGUUAAGAGACGAGAGGAAGAGUGGCAGCGUUACUAUGCGGCUUGGCCCCUGAAGCGACCUGUGAUGGCGAAGGUGGUGUCCGACUACUUUGUGCGGCUUCACUCCCACAACUUUGCAUGGAUACACAGCCUACACUAUGGCGUCCUCAGGGCACAUUUGUAUUUUCGCCCCACUGCCCCUGCACACAGCACACAUCACUCUGCGGUUUCACAUCUCUCCCUCGCCGUCCCCAGUUCAGCGACCACGAUGUAUCAAGCCGGCUAUCAUCAGAAUACUGCCCCCCCAGAUAUGGCUCAACUCCAAGCCACGAUGCGAUCUAUCGAACUCGCCUGCAGUUCUAUUCAGAUGCAUGCAAACCCGGCUGCUGCUGAGGCAACCAUAUUAUCACUAAACCAGUCUCCUCAGCCAUACCAGGCAUGUCAAUUCAUUCUAGAAAAUUCUGAGUUGGCAAAUGCAAGAUUUCUUGCUGCUGGAGCAAUUAGGGAUGCGGCUAUAAGAGAAUGGUCAUUUCUCGAGACCGAUUACAAGAAAAGCUUGAUCCGGUUUUGUUGGCUUUUUAUAAUGAAACACGCUGGUUCACAUGAGGGUUACGUCCAAGCAAAAGUUGCAUCUGUAGCUGCUCAAUUGCUGAAACGGGGCUGGCUAGAUUUUACAGCUGCUGAUAAGGAGGCAAUUUUCCUUGAGGUGAAACAGGCUGUUACUGGCAGCCAGAUUGUCGAUGUACAGUAUAUGGGAAUCAAUUUUUUGGAAUCGUUGGUAUCAGAAUUUUCACCCUCUACAUCUACUGCUAUGGGCCUUCCUAGAGAAUUUCAUGAGCAGUGCCGAACAUCAUUAGAGCUGGACUAUAUAAAGGAAUUUUACUGUUGGGCACAAGAUGCUGCUUUAAAUGUCUCACAUAGAAUAAUUGGAUCUGACUCAGCCAUUCCUGAAGCAAAAGUGUGUUCAGCAGCACUUCGUCUAAUGCUUCAAAUCCUGAAUUGGGACUUUAAAGGAAAAAAAAAUGCAGUUGAGAGUUCUAAAAGAGGGCUAGAUGUGUAUUGUGGUGACAUUAAGCCAGAGAGCAACUUUCUUGGAAGGUCUGAAUGCAUCUUGGUGCAGCCUGGUUCGUUGUGGCGUGAUGUGCUGAUUUCAAGUGGUCAGGUUGGAUGGAUUUUGAACUUGUAUGGUGCACUGCGACAGAAGUUUUCAUGUGAAGGUUACUGGCUAGACUGCCCUCUUGCAGUUUCUGCUCGGAAACUUAUUGUCCAAUUUUGCUCCAUAACAGGAACCAUAUUUCCUUCUGACGGUGGGUACAUGCAAAGGCAGAGCCUUGUACAACUGUUAUCUGGAAUUAUACAAUGGAUAGAACCACCCAAUGCUGUUUUGAAAGCUAUAGAAUGUGGAAGAAGUGAAAGUGAACUCCUUGAUGGUUGCCGUGCACUGAUGUCUAUGGCAGCUGUGAGUACACCACUUGUGUUUGAUCAACUCUUGAAAUCUUUGAGGCCUUACGGCACUCUUACACUAUUAUCUGUGCUGAUGUCUGAAGUCAUCAAAUGCCUUAUGGAAAACCUCUCAGAAGAAGAGACGUGGAGCUGGGUAGCACGCGAUAUUUUACUGGACACUUGGACUGCACUUCUUACGUUGGAUAGUAGCGGACAUAAUGAUUUGCUUCCACCAGAAGGGAUUAGUGCUGCAGCAAAUCUCUUUGCAAUUAUAGUAGAGUCUGAGUUAAAGGCUGCUUCUGCAUCAGCCUUCAGUGACGAUAAUGAAUAUGAUUACCUCCAUGCUUCUGUUUCUGCUAUGGAUGAAAGAUUGAGCUCCUAUGCUCUUAUUGCUCGAGUAGCUAGUGGUGCCACAAUCCCUUUCCUCACCACACUUUUCUCAGAGCGUAUUACAAGGCUUCAUCAGGGCAGAGGCACAACCGAUCCAACGGAAACUUUGGAAGAACUUUACUCACUGUUACUGAUAGCUGGGCACGUUUUGGCAGAUGAAGGACAGGGUGAAAUACCCUUGGUGCCGAAGGACAUACAAGCUCAAUUUACGGAUGUUGUGGAUGCAGACAAGCAUCCAGUUGUUAUUCUCUCUGGUUCAAUCAUUAGGUUUGCUGAGCAAAGUUUGGAUCCAGAAAUGAGAACAUCAUUUUUCAGUCCUAGACUUAUGGAGGCAGUUAUAUGGUUCCUUGCAAGAUGGUCUUCAACAUACCUGAUGCCACCUGAAGAAAAUAAAGGAAAUAAAAGUGGUGAAAAUAAUAAUGAUGCCCAAGUUCGUUUAGAACACUCCAAAAAUGCACUGCUUAGUUUUUUUGGAGAGUAUAAUCAGGGGAAACUAGUGCUUGAUAUUAUUAUUCGAAUCUCCUUGACUACACUUGUUUCAUACCCAGGGGAGAAAGACCUGCAGGGACUUACAUGUUACCAGUUACUUCAUGGACUAGUUCGACGAAAGAAUGUUAUCUCACAUCUCGUUUCUUUGGACUCAUGGCGUGACUUGGCAAAUGUUUUUGCUAAUGAACGGGGUUUGUUCUCAUUAAAUGCUGCUCACCAGCGUUCACUGGCUGAGACACUUGCUCUUUCAGCUUCUGGAAUGAAAACAUCUGAGGCAUCAAAUCAGUAUAUAAAAAGUUUGACGAACCAUAUGACCGCUAAUUUGGCGGAGCUGUCAUGCAAGAAUGAUCUCAAACAUAUUGCUCAACAGCCAGAUAUUCUUUUGUUGGUUAGUUGCUUGUUGGAGAGGCUUCGUGGGGUUGCCAGUGCCUCAGAACCUCGGACUCAAAAGGCAAUUUAUGAAAUGGGUUUCACUGUGAUGAAUCCUAUCUUGAUUUUUAUUGAGGCAUACAAACAUGAGUCAGUAGUUGUCUAUCUUCUACUCAAAUUUGUUGUCGAUUGGGUCGAUGGCCAAAUAAUCUACUUAGAGGCCCGUGAAACUGCUGCUGCUGUUGACUUUUGUACACGUCUGCUUCAGCUAUACUCAUCUCACAAUAUCGGCAAGAUAUCAGUUAGCCUCUCAAACAGCUUACUUAGUGAAGCAGAUACAGAGAGAUAUAAGGAUUUACGGGCCCUUCUACAACUUCUUGCAAAUCUGUGUUCGAAGGAUCUGGUUGACUUUGCAUCUGAAUCCCUUGAGGCUUAUGGUGUGAGCAUUUCUCAGGUUGUAUUUAUGGGUCUUCACAUAGUAACCCCUCUAAUUACUUUGGAGCUGCUGAAAUAUCCCAAACUUUGUCACAGUUAUUUCUCACUACUAUCACACAUGCUGGAGAUUUACCCUGAAGUAGUCGCUCAACUAAACGUUGAAGCCUUUGGUCAUAUAGCAGAAACUCUUGAUUUUGGGCUUCAUCAUCAGGAUGGUGAAGUUGUUGACUUGUGUCUAAGGGCUCUGAAAGCACUUGCGUCCUACCAUUACAAGGAAAAAGGAAUGGGUAAAGUUGGUUUAGGUUCACAUGCUACCAUUUCUAAGGAUCCUGGUGGAAAAGUUCAAGAAGGCGUACUGAGUCGGUUCCUUUGUUCAUUGCUGCAACUUCUUCUUUUUGAGGACUACAGCACGGAUCUCGUAAGUUCUGCAGCAGAUGCACUUUUCCCGUUGAUACUGUGUGAACAAAAUGUUUAUCAGAAUUUAGUGAAUGAAUUGAUAGAAAGGCAGACAAACCAAAUGUUCCGAUUACGGCUAACAAAUGCUCUCCAGUCUCUCACAAAUUCAAACAACCUUUCUACGACACUUGACCGCGUAAAUUUCCAGAGAUUCCGGAAGAAUUUACACAGUUUCCUCAUUGAAGUUCGUGGAUUUCUUCGAACAUUAUGA
Messenger RNA from Fraxinus pennsylvanica, 3774 nucleotides. NCBI's taxonomy places the organism in Eukaryota, Viridiplantae, Streptophyta, Magnoliopsida, Lamiales, Oleaceae. The record is from the annotation of a GenBank genome assembly.